GAUUCAUUGAGCUGGUGUUAUCACCCUCGAGUAAUAAACAUUGCAAUUUUACUACGAAAAAAAAGGUUUACACAUCUUUUUUAUGGGAUUUAAGGCGUAUUGAAGAAAAAAGCCUCUUGACUAGUGAUUUUGUUAUGGAGCAGAAAGACUGCCCUGAGUGAUGCAAUGUCUGACUGACAGACGAGUGACUCCUGCAUUCCUGAAUAACAAUCCUGAUUAAAUAAAUUCCUAAAAUGUCUGUGGAGCUGAAGAAAUUUUUGUAUCAGCUGUUGACCAGUGUCGAGGGUCUUCACAGCAUAUUGAUAACAGAUCGCGAUGGUGUCCCUGUGGUAUCAGUGUCCAGCGAUAAGGCACCAGAGCUGGCCAUGAGGGCGAGUUUCCUUUCAACAUUUGGAAUGGCAACUGAUCAGGGGAGCAAACUAGGUCUUGGAAAGAAUAAAACAAUUAUUUGUAUGUACAGUAGUUACCAGGUGGUGCAAAUGAACAAACUACCUCUUGUCGUGAGUUUUAUAGCAUCUCACGGCUGCAAUACAGGACACAUUCUCUCCCUGGAGAGCAGAAUUGAUCCAAUCCUCAGUAAUCUGAAGAACGCCGUCGUGGAAGCCUGAUGGUUACCCGUCGUUCACUACGGGUGAUAAAAUCCUUGUGACGAAAAUAAACAAAAGCGAAUGUGAUUCUCUGAAAACGAGACUUUCAUCGAGUGUGAUUUCAAUCGAGUAAAAAGAAAAACUAUCGGUUAAACUUGAAAAAUAAUCACGAUAGCCUGUGCUGGCAAUUGAGAAGCGCCAGGAAAAUCUAUAUCAAACGACAACAUAAAUUUUACAAUGGGUGUAUAAAGAGAAUAAUUUUCAAGACUACUAAUAAGAUUGAUUACUGAAUCUGUAUAUUGAAAGACUAUUAUUAAAAAUGCAAGUAUACCAUAAA
This is a messenger RNA of Fopius arisanus, 924 nucleotides long. RefSeq names its product Late endosomal/lysosomal adaptor, MAPK and MTOR activator 3 (gene Lamtor3). Lineage: Eukaryota; Metazoa; Arthropoda; Insecta; Hymenoptera; Braconidae. The coding region runs from base 234 to 608 and encodes 124 amino acids. Gene Ontology annotation, cellular component: Ragulator complex. The transcript has 3 exons. Gene Ontology annotation, biological process: positive regulation of TOR signaling; cellular response to amino acid stimulus. The record is from RefSeq and is a predicted model, not a curated record.